AAGGAAGUAUCCUCAGACGAUUAUGAACUGAGUGUUAUUAGUAGUUGUAUUAAUAUUAUUAGUAUUAUUAUUAUUAGUAGUAGUAGUAUUAGUAUUGUUAUAUUAUACAUUCGUUAAUUUACUAAUUCUUUUCUAUUCUAAUACUAAUAAUAAUGCAACGUCGUCAUAUGGCCAUGGAUAUGGCAGGCAUGGAUAUGGGCUCAUCUACUAGUAUGAUGCCGUCAAGUACAAGUUCUGGUAUGAUGAUGGGAUCUACUGAGACAGGAAUGAGUAGUAUGCAUAUGGAUGGAAUGGCCGAUAUGCAUAUGUUCUUUACUACGCAAUAUAAAGAAUAUCCUGUAUUAUUUAAAGGAUUAAUGGCCAAUAAUGCUGGACAAGCAUUUGGAAUAUUUCUUUUAUUAUUUACAGUAGCAUUUCUUGCAAGAGGAUUAGAAUUUAUUAGAUUAUAUCUUGAAGAAAAAGUAUGGAAAAAUCCCAAUUAUAGUAGUGCAUUUGAACAACAACCAAAGAUUCCUCAUUUUCAUAGAGCUGAUUCAGAAACUUCUCAUGAUAAUAGUAUAGAUAAAUCUGAUUCAUUAGGAGUUGAUGUGGAUGUGGAAUUUGUUGAAUCUGAAAGAGGAUCUUAUAAAAUUAAUACUUUACCAUUAGCAUCUAGAGCCUUUAGAAAUAUUAUAAGAUUAGUAUUAUGUAUACUUCCUGAUCUUUUUGGUUAUGGAUUAAUGUUAGCAGCUAUGACUUAUACUUUAACAUAUUUCUUUGCUGUUGUUUUAGGUUCAGGUAUAGGAAGAUUUUUCUUUGAAAAAUUAUCAAGUAAACAUCAUCUCAGGCCAGGUGGAUUUACUAGACAUUGCUAAAUUUAGAGAAAGUACUAUGUAAAUUUAGAGUAUUACUGGUAAAGAUUACUAUGUAAAUUUAGACUAUUACUGGUAAGGAUUACUAUGUAAUUUUAAUGUAUAUUAAUGAUGUGUAUAUAGAAAUAUUAUAUUACCCUGGAG
This is a messenger RNA of Scheffersomyces amazonensis, 995 nucleotides long. RefSeq names its product high-affinity Cu transporter (gene CTR1). NCBI's taxonomy places the organism in Eukaryota, Fungi, Ascomycota, Pichiomycetes, Serinales, Debaryomycetaceae. Gene Ontology annotation, cellular component: plasma membrane. The transcript has a single exon. The record is from RefSeq and is a predicted model, not a curated record. The coding region runs from base 153 to 854 and encodes 233 amino acids. Gene Ontology annotation, biological process: copper ion transmembrane transport. Gene Ontology annotation, molecular function: copper ion transmembrane transporter activity.